Postia placenta MAD-698-R-SB12 is the source of this 2241-nucleotide messenger RNA. RefSeq lists its product as hypothetical. The coding region runs from base 1 to 2241 and encodes 746 amino acids. The record is from RefSeq and is a predicted model, not a curated record. The transcript has 11 exons. Gene Ontology annotation, molecular function: phosphatidylserine decarboxylase activity. Gene Ontology annotation, biological process: phospholipid biosynthetic process. NCBI's taxonomy places the organism in Eukaryota, Fungi, Basidiomycota, Agaricomycetes, Polyporales, Adustoporiaceae.
AUGCUCGAGAUUCACAGCGCGAGCGACCUGCCGAAACUCAAGAACAUGACACGGAUGGGGUGGGACAUGGACCCGUUCGUGGUGGUCUCGUUCGGGAAGAAGGUCUUCAGGACGCGCGUCAUCCGGCAUUCCCUUAAUCCGACUUGGGACGAGAAGCUGUUGUUUCACGUGCGGCGGUACGAGACGACGUUCAAUGUGCAGCUGACGGUGCUCGACUGGGACAAGCUCUCGUCGAACGACCACGUCGGCGACGCGAGCUUCAGCGUGUCCGAGCUGCUCGCGAACGCGCCGCAGAAGGACGAGGAGACGGGCCUGUACCCGCAUGAUGUCGACGGCCUACACGCGAUGCAGGACUUCCAGCUGUCGCUCACGACGGCCAAGGAGAUGGCAUGGGAGGCGAAGCAUAAGCCUGUGCUUAGCGUACGAGCAAAGUAUCAGCCGUACGACGCGCUGAGGCAGCGCUUCUGGAGGCAAUACCUGAAGCAGUAUGACCCAGACGACGCCAACGCGCUUUCGCACGUCGAGCUCACGUCGAUGCUCGACUCGCUCGGCUCCACCCUCUCGCGCGACACUGUCAACUCGUUCUUCACGCGCUUUGGUAAGAGUCCACGUGAAGACUUCCUCACGAUUGACGAGGCAAUUCAGUGCCUCGAGACGGAGCUCUGUCGCCCGCGUAGCGAAAAGAAACUCAUUGACCCGGAGGACAACGCGUUCGACUCGAGCGCGCCCGUUACGCCCGCUGCAAUCGCGGGCAACGGCUUCGAGCACCAGCUCACGCUGAACCUCGACAAACUCGAUUUUGCCGGCCCCCCUCUGGUCAUUCCAGGCCUCAAUAUUGUGUCGGACAGCGAUCUCGUGCACAAGCCCGCCCCGCCAUUACCGCACGCGACCGAGCCGAUGCAGCAGCCCAUCACGGAUGUCGCGCACUUCCCAACGUCUCAUUCGGUGCCCAACCUACCAGGGUCGGGAGCGCUCACGCGUCAGGGGUCCGACUCAUCCUCUGACCAGGAAGACUCGUCGGGCUCGAAUGGCUCGCCCGCGCCCAAGACGACGGACGACUUGUUUGAGCGCGUGAUCAACAUCAAGGCGUGUCCGCUGUGUCACCGACCGCGGCUGAACUCGAAGGCGGAAGUCGACAUCGUGACACACGUCGCCAUCUGCGCGAGCCAGGACUGGUCAACCGUGGACCGGAUCAUGGUGAGCAACUUCGUGACGGCGAGCCAGGCGCAGCGGAAGUGGUACACAAAAGUCAUCACGAAGGUGUCCAGCGGUAACUACAAGCUUGGCGCAAAUUCCGCAAACAUCAUUGUCCAGAAUCGGCUUACUGGACAGCUGGAAGAAGAGAAGAUGCAGGUGUACGUACGGCUAGGCAUUCGACUGCUCUACAAGGGCUGGAAGAGCCGGAUGGAAGGCGCGCGAGCACGGCGUCUCCUGAAGUCUAUGUCGAUCAAGCAAGGCAAUAAGUACGAUUCCACCGAAUCCGCGAAGGAGAUCCCGACGUUCAUUGCGUUCCACAACCUCAAUGUCGACGAGAUUGCAGAGCCGUUGAGAUCGUUCAAAACCUUCAAUCAGUUCUUCUACAGGAAGCUGAAGCCAGGUGCAAGGCUGACAGAGUGCCCCGACGAUCCGUGUCGGCUUGUCAGCGGGGCAGACUGCCGACUGAUGGUAUUCGAAACCGUGAAUGAGGCAACUCGACUAUGGAUCAAGGGUCGAGAGUUCACGGUUGCGCGAUUGCUUGGAGAGCGCUAUCGCUCAGAAUGGGAUCACUAUGCCGGCGGCGCUCUGUGCAUAUUUCGGUUAGCCCCACAGGACUAUCAUCGCUUUCACUCGCCAGUAGACGGGACGAUCGGGCCAAUGUCGUACAUUGCAGGAGAAUAUUAUACUGUCAACCCCCAAGCAAUACGUACUGCGCUCGACGUCUACGGCGAGAACGUAAGAAAGGUCGUGCCUAUCGACAGUCCGCAAUUUGGUCGGGUCAUGGCUGUCUGCAUCGGAGCGAUGAUGGUUGGAAGUAUCAUGACGACGGUUCACAAUGGCGACGAGGUGAAGCGAGGGCAAGAGCUUGGAUACUUUGCUUUUGGAGGUUCGACCAUUGUCGUUUUAUUCGAGAAGGGAGUGGUUGAAUGGGACGAAGAUCUUCUCAUCAAUAGCCGGGCAUGUUUAGAAACGCUCGUACGUGUUGGAAUGGGUAUCGGACGCAGGCGACACACAUCAUUGUCGGACUCUCGUCACGCUAUUUGA